Molecule: messenger RNA, 1289 nt
Organism: Hypoxylon fragiforme
Lineage: Eukaryota; Fungi; Ascomycota; Sordariomycetes; Xylariales; Hypoxylaceae
Exons: 5
Coding region: 225-1010 (261 amino acids)
Biological process (GO): tRNA threonylcarbamoyladenosine modification; telomere maintenance via recombination
Cellular component (GO): nucleus; cytosol; EKC/KEOPS complex
Source: RefSeq, a predicted model, not a curated record
CGUUGAUAAUAAGCAAUAAAUGCCUACGUAGGUAUUGAUUGAGAAUGCGUAGGUUGGUGUGAAGCUACUUCUAGAUAUAGCGAAGGUUGCGGCUAAGUCUAAAGGCUUCGAAUAGGGGUAAAGAACAAGUGUCAGCUGUUUGCCAGCUGCCUGCCAUGCCCCUCCAUAUCUUAUCCAUACCCCACCAUCAAUCUCAUCGCCUACCCUAGGUAAGUAGCUAUAACAUGCAUCUUAAUCAUUACAUGAAUUGCUCACUCAACUGGCUUAUAUCUCAUAUUGCCAUCUUAUACAAAACGACAUCUUCAAUCUCACUACAAAGAUAUAAAAGCUUGCGAGAAAAGACCUCACUAGCGAUGGCCUCCAAUGAAGACAAGGCCACAACACCACCAGCAGGUCUGCUAGAAACAAUCCAGCUAGAACAUGUGCCCUCAACACACACAGUGCACAUUGCCGCCUUCAAGGAUGUCACCAAUGCCGAGUUCCUGCAACAACAGCUGCUGAGUCGGAACGCCGAGUUUGAAUAUGCUUUCAUCGACGCCAGUUCUGUAACCUCGCGCCUCCAGGUCCUCGCCGCCGUGUUCAAGGCGAUAACGGUGCAGCUAACCGGGAACAUGAAGACGCCCAACCUGCACUCCGAGAUCGUGUGCUCGCUGAGUCCAAAUAAAAACAUCUCAGAAGCCUACCGACGCUUCGGCAUAGCAGCCAGCAGCCAGCACCUCAUCGUCGUCAAAGUCCUCAUCCCCCCCUCCUCCCCAUCCCCAUCCCCAUCACCCCCUCUAACCCCAACUACCAUAUCAUCCCAUCUCCACGCCAACAUCCACGGCACACCCCUCAUCCCCUUCACCGACGCAGUCCUGCAAUCGGAGCUCACGGACUGGGCGAAGGUGCGCAAGUACUACAAGCUCAACGGGAGCAGCUGUCUGGACGCGUUCGGGGAUGAUGAGGUGGAAAGGAGGAGGAGGGAGACGGAGAUGUUGGUUUUGGGGGGUAUGGCUUUGAGGAGUUUGUAGGGUUUUGAGGGUCAGGUUGGGUGGAAAUGGAUAUGGAUAUGGAUAGACCCAAUAGACCCAAGUCAAGUGAUUGUGAGUGUGAAGGGGGAGUGAAUCUACAAGGACUGCAACACCAAUACACCUAAGCAACCACAAACUACACAUAUGUCACACCCACAUAGCCACCUGAAACAUCGGAAAGUUCUGCAUUUUUUUUUCAAUUAAAAGCAGUAUCGACCAAAAUACAUGAGCACCCCCUCCCCUCCCUCAAACUCAAAGCAACCAACCCGUUUCGAUCAA